This is a messenger RNA of Ostreococcus lucimarinus CCE9901, 1101 nucleotides long. RefSeq lists its product with no specific name. The transcript has a single exon. Lineage: Eukaryota; Viridiplantae; Chlorophyta; Mamiellophyceae; Mamiellales; Bathycoccaceae. Bases 1 to 1101 code for a protein of 366 amino acids. The record is from RefSeq and is a predicted model, not a curated record.
AUGCGCGACGCACGAAGUUUACGCGACGCGUUCGCGUCCACGAGCGGCUUUCGCGCGCGCGGCGUCGCCACCGCGGACGUUUUCACGGUCGCUCAGGAAUGGCUUCGAAAUCACAACUACGUCGAAUACUUGCGAGCGAGCGCGCUGCUGUCGCCAUCGAGCGAUCGCAUGGAUGCCGACGCCACGCCGUUCGACGCCGUGCUCCGCGCGGCGACCGGGGCGGCGCCGAACUUGGUGAACCAAGACGCGCUCGGGGACUGGGCGGAAGAGUUUGCGGUUUGUCACAACGACGUCGAGUUUGAUCGGCGAUGGAACGAUUUAACGAGUGGGAACACCGGCGCGUUGGCUGGACCAGAUCGACAAGUCGGUGGACUUCCGGGACACGUGGUGGUGACGACGAGAGAUGCGGUUUGGGGGAAGUCUAACGUCGGCGCGCUCGCGUUGAGUGGAUCGGAGGAGGAAAAACGCGAAGCGGUAAAGUUUUUGUUGAGGAUGCGCGAGGCGGCGAUGACGUACGCGCGAUCGAGAGGAUGGACGACGUUGGGAUUGUAUUUUAGAUUCUUUGGAUGCGAGCCAGUUGGGGAAGAAGAGCGAGGGAUCAUACGUUUGCACGUGGUGAAUCUCGCGCGCGCAGGGCCGCGAUUGAGAAGAACGGCGAAGGUGAAUUUACCCAUCGAUGACGUGAUCGAAGCGCUCGGUGGCGCUCGUGCGUCACGGCGUGGUGCCGUGUUGAUCGUUUCACCUACGCUUAGUACGACUUCAAUAACUCCUUUACGACGAGCGGUUGAGGAGGACUCGCAUCGUAGUGACGACGACGAGAUUGAAGUCGUCAUUAAACGAGUCGUCGCCGCCGCCGCCGCCGCACCACCGAUCGAAAUCCAGAUUCCCAACAAAUUGAGACAACAGUAUGAAAACGUAUCGUCAAACAAAUCUAAAAUUCGAAUGGCAGUUCGAGAUGCGAGCGAGGAAUCUGGGUUCAAGAGUCUCGACGACGCUCAAGAUGAAUUUUUCCGAGACGUCUCAUGGCUGUCGAAGUACAAGUCACUCAGCUCACCCGCCCGUGUCCAGCUCGCCCUUAGCGAAAUUCAACUUAGCAAUUAA